This is a messenger RNA of Fundulus heteroclitus (mummichog), 983 nucleotides long. RefSeq names its product glutathione-specific gamma-glutamylcyclotransferase 1. Gene Ontology annotation, molecular function: glutathione specific gamma-glutamylcyclotransferase activity; gamma-glutamylcyclotransferase activity. The record is from RefSeq and is a predicted model, not a curated record. The coding region runs from base 178 to 777 and encodes 199 amino acids. Lineage: Eukaryota; Metazoa; Chordata; Actinopteri; Cyprinodontiformes; Fundulidae. Gene Ontology annotation, cellular component: cytoplasm. The transcript has 3 exons. Gene Ontology annotation, biological process: glutathione catabolic process.
CAGGGAAGAAACGAACAGUCUCUACAAGUUUACAUCAGAAGACAGUUUGAGGGAUCAGCACUUCUUUAACAGGAGCUGAGAAGUGUAGCAGGUAGGAUGGGCGGAAGAAAAUAAGAUGCACCUGAGAGAGGAAGCUACCUUCUUUUUUUCUUCUUCUUCCAGGGAAUACUGAUCAGAAUGAAACCUCAGGACAUUAUAAAUGAAAAAAACUGCCUUUGGGUCUUUGGAUAUGGAUCUUUGGUUUGGAAACCAGAUUUUCCUUAUAAAAGACGAAAAGUUGGUUACAUUAAAGGAUACAAGAGACGGUUCUGGCAUGGAGAUGAUUUCCAUCGAGGAGAUAAGGAAAAGCCAGGCAGAGUGGUCACACUAGUAGAAGAUGAGGAGGCCUGCACAUGGGGCGUUGCCUACGAAGUGCCUGAGUCCCACAUGGAGGAGUCCCUUCAGUACCUCAACGUCAGAGAGGUCGUGCUGGGUGGAUACACAACAGAAACGGUGGAGUUUGUCCCUAAAGAGAAGAGCCAUGGUCCUCUGCUGGCUCUCGUCUACAUCGCCACAUCGGACAACCCCAUCUAUCUUGGUCCCGCCUCGGCCAUGGAAAUCGCAGCCCAGAUUUCCAUAUCCAGAGGAAAAACAGGCCACAACAUUGAGUAUCUGCUCCGGCUGGCAGAGUUCAUGAGGCUGUGCUGUCCGGAGGUGGAGGAUGAACACCUUUUUUCUAUCGAGGCAGCUGUUUUAAAGAUUUUCCCGGGUGGAGACAUCAUACCCUCAGCCCUCUAACCCCCAUAACAGGAGCUUUAAAUGACUGUGUACAACACUUUCUAUAGGAUUUUCAAAGGGACCUGAUCAUUUUGGGUAUUUGGUGCUUUAAGAAAAACGACCUUAUUUGAUAUAAAGGAAUUGCUCUUCUUGUUUGUAAUUACAGAGACUUGAACUGCAAUUUGGAGGGCCUGCGGUUUACCACAUUCACAGACACCUGUUUUCCU